AAAAAAAAAAGAAAAGAAAAAAAAAUUACUGUCAACAAGAGCUAAAUUCGUCAUAAACAAUGAACGUUGUGGAAGAUACCAUUGCGAUUACACUUUCAGUGAUAAUUUUUUUUGCUGGUGGUUGGGUGUUUUUCAUGAAGCAAUUGUUUAGGGACUAUGAAGUUCAUCAUCAUACUGUUCAGUUGAUAUUUUCAGUAACAUUUGCCCUUUCAUGCAUAAUGUUCGAACUUAUAAUUUUCGAAAUCCUCGGAAUAUUGGAUGCAAGCUAUCGUUUUAUUUGCUGGAAUGUGGUGCUGUAUACCAUGCUGGUAUUUGUGAUUGUCAUCAUACCCUUCUACAUAGGAUAUUUUGUGCUGUCAAAUAUUCGGUUUGUCAAAAAAGGUCUUGUCAAAAUUUUAUCACUCAUGGUUUGGAUUUUCUACUUAUACCUAUUUUGGAAAGUUGGUGAUCCUUUCCCAGUAAUAAGCAGCUCUAAGAGAAGCCUUCGCUUGCUUUCCAUGGAACAGGGCAUCUCACGAAUAGGUAUUAUUGGUGUAACAGUUAUGGCCCUUCUUUCUGGAUUUGGUGCUGUCAACUAUCCAUACACUUCUAUGGCAGUGUUCAUGAGACCGGUUACCCAUACUGACAUUCAGAUAGUGGAAAGGAAGUUGAUGCAAACCAUGGACAUGAUCGUUGUGAAGAAAAAACGAAUCGCCCUCAUGGAAAGGGAUUCCCGAAGUCAAAAGAACAGAAAUACUAAGGACGCUAGCACUUCAGGAGUAUGGUCUAUGCUAAAAAGCGUGGCUUCUGUUGGCGUCGGCAGCUCUGAGAACUUAUCAACUCUGAAAUGCGAAGUUUCAGCUCUUGAGGAGCUUAGCCGCCAACUUUUUGUAGAGGCGGUCGAUCUCCACACAAUGGAAGACAGGCUCGAAUGGUCAACAACGUGGCAAGGAAAGUACUUUAAUUUCCUAGGAUAUUUUUUCUCAAUCUAUUGUAUGUGGAAAAUUUUCAUUAGUACUAUCAACAUAGUUUUUGAUCGAGUUGGCCGUGUAGAUCCUGUCACGCGCGGGCUUGAAAUUGCUAUUCAUUGGGUUGGAUUGUCAAUUGAUUUCAAUUUUUGGUCUCAACACGUUUCCUUCUUAUUGGUUGGCUGCAUCGUCGUUACCUCAAUUAGGGGAUUACUUUUAACCCUGACAAAGUUUUUCUACGCAAUCUCAAGCAGCAAAUCGUCCAAUGUCAUAGUUUUACUUCUGGCCCAAAUUAUGGGAAUGUACUUCGUGUCCUCGGUCUUACUCAUGCGCAUGAACAUGCCUGCCGAGUAUCGUACCAUCAUCACUCAAGUGCUUGGAGAUCUGCAAUUUUCAUUUUAUCACAGAUGGUUUGACGUAAUCUUCCUCGUCAGUGCGUUGUCAUCCAUUGCUUUUCUCUAUCUCGCUCACAAACAAGCGCCAUCAACGGACAGUAAGCUCAAUAACUAUUGAUGCGAAGUUUUGGAUUUUGUGAUUGUUCAAAUAAGUGGUGCGGAUUUUUUUCAAAAUCGGUUCUCGUAUUGCUGGAUGUUUACCUUGUUUGUCAUCGGUUGAGUGUGCAAGUAAUAUAAAUAUUUGUUAAUAUUGAA
Messenger RNA from Daphnia carinata, 1597 nucleotides. RefSeq names its product Golgi pH regulator-like (gene GPHR). The record is from RefSeq and is a predicted model, not a curated record. Gene Ontology annotation, molecular function: voltage-gated monoatomic anion channel activity. The coding region runs from base 60 to 1460 and encodes 466 amino acids. The transcript has 9 exons. Gene Ontology annotation, cellular component: Golgi cisterna membrane. Gene Ontology annotation, biological process: intracellular pH reduction. NCBI's taxonomy places the organism in Eukaryota, Metazoa, Arthropoda, Branchiopoda, Diplostraca, Daphniidae.